CUCUUUUGUUGGGUUGGUAUCAUGCGUAAAAGCACUGGGCACAGAACAUUGCAUGAAUCACGUAGUUAGUUAGCUAAGUAAUUUUUCUUAAAACCGUUGAAUGAGUGUGAGCUGGCCAGCUAUCGAGGAGAUGUUCCGACUUAAACUACAGCUUCCAGAAUGCAACCGCAAUGCAGCGUAGGUGCGUAUAUCCGGUGUCUUAAACACAUUAUACUUCCGCCCAGACAGACCGACACAGGCAGCCCGAAAAGGAAAACGUAGCUAACUUUUAAAAGCACCAAUCAACAAGAGCGUUUUGAGCAUAGUUUCAUAUUUUACCACAAAAUCAGGACAUGUUUCUCGACUUGACUGAAUAUUGACGAAGCCGCUAAAAGCAAAGACAAACGCGUUGGCCGCUCAAGAAAGUUUGUGUGAGGGCCUGUAAACAACAUGUCCUCCGCCUCGCAGGCAUCCUCUAGACGGCAAUGGUGCUACCUCUGCGAUCUGCCCAAGAUGCCCUGGGCCAUGCUCUGGGAAUUCAGCGAAGCUGUUUGCCGGGGAUGCGUGAACUACGACGGGGCGGACAGAAUCGAACUCCUAAUUGAGACGGCCAGGCAGUUGAAGAGUAGCCACGGUGUUUUGGAUGGAAGGUCCCCGGGCCCUCAGCAAGGCAAACCCAGCUCAGGUGGACCGAUGGAAGGAGGGAGGCAGCAUGCAGAACGUUUAGACAGGGGGAGGGGAGAGUAUGGCGUUUCACCCCGCCUCCCCAAUGGUCUGCACAGAGCUGAAGAUGUGAGCAUGUCAGAGGGGAGCAGACAGAGCCCCAACACUAGAAGGGCUAUGGCUGGGGCCGCACCUGCUCUACAUGGGACCAUACCUCAUGCUUUGAUAGCCCAGGGGUUAGUGGGGGCCCCUCACGGCUUGUUGGCCCCCGUUUCAGGCACCAGAGCUGGGGGCCAGCAGAUGGCUGGUUCCUCUGGCCAUAUAAUGGGUGGUGAUGGAAGGCGCCAGGUAAUGUCAGCCAUGUCGCUGGGGGCUGGUGCCUCCACUCUUGUGGGUCUGGAGGCAGGCUGGAGGAAUGGUGAGGUCAUGGCUGAGCUGGCAGAGAGUGCCAGGAGCCGGGCAGAGGGCUGGCCCAACCGCCCCAGAGCAGUACGAGACGUCCUGGUGACCCUCUGCGGCUGUGCCCCCUUCAGUGUGCGCUUCAGGAAAGACCACAACCUGGUGGGGCGCAUUCUCGCUUUCGAAGCCGGGACCGGGCCUGAGUUUGAGCUGAAGGUGUUUGUGGAAUACCCCAGCGGCUCUGGAAUAGUCUUCUCGGGCAUCCCAGAGCUUGUCAGGCAGAUGUUUCGUGACUCAAACAAAGACGCGGGCAAAGCGGUGAACUCAGGGCUGCGUUACGUGGAAUAUGAGAGGCGACAGGGCGCUGGGGACUGGCGUGCGCUCACGGAGCUCCUUAGUGACGGUGUACGCUCGUUUAAGGAGCCGCCGAUGCCCGAGAUCCUCCCACAGCCGUACACAGAUGCCGGCAUGCCCAUGGCGCCCGCCGGCCGCUCUGCACCUACCAAGGGUGCUGCACGGCGACGCAAAGCAUCACCAAGCUCUGAAAACGGAGAAAGUGAUGGAAGGCCCAUGGGGGAUCAUCCAGCCAGAGAGCCCUGGUCUCGAGGUGCAUAUCCAGGCAUGGAGCCCCUAGGCUCAGGUAUGACCAACCCCCAGGACGGCCUGCCCCGCUCACACAGCCAGCCCUCGCCCAUCUCAGCGCUCAUGGGAGUGGCCGACAGCCUAAGCUCAAGCCAGAUGUCCCGAGACGGCCCCGGCUUGUCCUCAGCCCAUUCCUCUGCAGCUGGCCGCCCAACCAGCGGGAGUCCCUCCUCUGCCUCCACCGCAGUCUCCCAGGCAGAUAUGGGCCAGGGUGCCCAAGGGGGGCCGAGCACUACCAGCGCUGGGGAUUCCGGGAGCGGCGCCCUGCUUUGCUGCACCCUCUGCCGAGAGCGCCUGGAAGACACUCACUUUGUCCAGUGUCCGUCUGUCCCGCACCACAAGUUCUGCUUCCCAUGCACGCGUGGCUCCAUCCGCAGUCAGGGCCCUGGAGGGGAGGUGUAUUGCCCCAGCGGCGAGCGUUGUCCCCUGGCCGGAUCCACCGUACCCUGGGCUUUCAUGCAGGGAGAGAUCUCCACCAUCCUGGCCGGAGAUGGCGAUGUGACGGUGAAGAAGGAGAACGACCCCUGACCCCAAUCAAGCGGCUCAAACACUUUGAAAGCGCUUCCCUGAUCUAUUUCUCACCCGGAAGUUCAGAUUGGCUGCAGUUCAUCACGUGCACCGCAGAGGUGCAGCAAGAUAGAACUGAAUCACCACGCAACCCAGGAGGGAAUAGAACCACCUUAUUAAACACGUUAGGAGGGCACCAGAACCAUCAGUCCAAAAGUGGGCCACAUGACGGUCCGAGCUAGGCUCAUCUGUUAGUAAUAAUUAAACUAGAGAAAAUCACAAGUCAUUCUCCAUGUCCAAUGAAGCAGCAGAGGCUAUUCACGAGGCCUUGUUUUAAAAGCCCAGGAUUGAAAGCACAGGUCUGUUCUUUAAAAUGACAAUCUCUCAGCGUUUCAUGUGUUUCUAUAUAAAACAAUUUAGUUGCAUACUGUGUCAUAUGUGAACGAUACCAAUAUUGAAAGCCCAUGGGUAGCCAGAAGCCGGCAAUUAUUUGGAAAGGACAAAUAGAUUUUUAAAACAAUGGCAAAACCAGUAGGUCCUUAAAACCAAGGUUUAAACAUUUUAAUCACACGUCUCUUCAAUGUAUGCUCCUUUAUUACAUAUUGUAUGUCAGAAAUGUGAAUUUACUUUAAAUGACUAAUUUCUAUUUUUGAUACAAUAAAUUUAUGUAUGCGUUUAUAGUAAGUGAUAAGACCAAAGAUGGCUUUGUGCUCUAAUUUUACUGUAGCUUUGUAUGCUGUACUCACUGAUAACUUUGUCAGUCACUCUGUUUCUUAAUCUACCACAGAAGUAAGCUGGUUGUUUGUCUCUUAACUUGUUUUGAAUUCCCUGUGUGUGUGUAUAUACACACACACGCUUCAAUGGUGAAACAUACUCAAAUGUGAUCUUAAUAUGGGGUCAACUAAUAAAUUCCAGAAUAGUCA
This is a messenger RNA of Oncorhynchus kisutch (coho salmon), 3113 nucleotides long. RefSeq names its product interferon regulatory factor 2-binding protein 1. The record is from RefSeq and is a predicted model, not a curated record. Lineage: Eukaryota; Metazoa; Chordata; Actinopteri; Salmoniformes; Salmonidae. The coding region runs from base 430 to 2211 and encodes 593 amino acids. Gene Ontology annotation, cellular component: nucleus. The transcript has 2 exons. Gene Ontology annotation, biological process: regulation of transcription by RNA polymerase II. Gene Ontology annotation, molecular function: transcription corepressor activity.